This is a messenger RNA of Falco peregrinus (peregrine falcon), 21049 nucleotides long. RefSeq names its product guanylate cyclase 1 soluble subunit alpha 2 (gene GUCY1A2). Gene Ontology annotation, biological process: response to oxygen levels; cGMP biosynthetic process. Gene Ontology annotation, molecular function: guanylate cyclase activity; heme binding. Gene Ontology annotation, cellular component: guanylate cyclase complex, soluble. NCBI's taxonomy places the organism in Eukaryota, Metazoa, Chordata, Aves, Falconiformes, Falconidae. The transcript has 8 exons. The record is from RefSeq and is a predicted model, not a curated record. Bases 279 to 2438 code for a protein of 719 amino acids.
AGAGGAGGGCAGCCGCCGCCGCCGCCGCCGCCGCUUUAAAGCCUCCCGGCGCGGCGCCGCGCAGCACCCGCGCUCCCCGGCCGAGCGCGGCGAAGCGCGGAGCCGGGCAGCGGCGAGAGCUGCGCCGGCCCCGGCGCGGCGCCUCCGCCGCUGCCUCUCGCCCAGGGGCACCCGCGGCCAUGCGAGGCGGCCGCCCCCGCGGCCGCCCGGCUCGGCGCUGCCCACCGCGGCUGCCCGCCGCCCCGCGCUGAGCCCGGCCGCCGCCGCCCCGCGGCACCAUGUCCCGACGCAAGAUCUCCUCGGAGUCCUUCAGCUCGCUGGGCUCGGACUGCCCGGAGACCAGCCCCGAGGAGGAGGGCGAGUGUCCCUUGUCCCGCCUCUGCUGGAACGGCAGCCGCAGCCCCCCCGGCCCCGCCGACACCCCCUUCGCCGCCGCCGCCGCCGCUGCCGCCGCGGCCAGCUCCGGGGCGCGCCGCGCUCCGCGGCGCCGGCGGGUCAACCUGGACUCGCUGGGCGAGAGCAUCCGCCGCCUGACCGCCCCCGCGCCUCAGACCAUUCGGCAAACUCUUCAACGGACACUGCAGUAUUUUGAGCAUCAAGUUAUUGGUUACAGGGAUGCAGAGAACUUUCAUAAUAUAUCAAACAGAUGCUCCUAUACAGACUGCUCUGGCAAUGAAGAAACUGAAGAUGUCUCAGGAAUUCUCCAGUGUACAGCUAAUGUACUUGGUUUGAAGUUUGAGGAAAUGCAAGAAAAGUUUGGUGAGGAAUUCUUCAAUAUCUGCUUUGAUGAGAAUGAAAGAGUUCUUCGAGCUGUAGGUGGGACCCUUCAAGACUUCUUCAAUGGCUUUGAUGCUUUGCUGGAGCACAUUAGAACUUCAUUUGGAAGACAGGCCACCCUGGAAUCCCCUUCUUUCCUAUGCAACGAGCUCCCUGAAGGCAAUCUCAUGCUUCAUUAUUUUCACCCACAUCAGAUUGUGGGAUUUGCAAUGAUGGGAAUGAUAAAGGCAGCAGCAAAGAAGAUCUACCGUUUGGAAGUGGAAGUAGAACAGGUCGCUAAUGAUAAGUUGUGUUCAGAGGGGACAAACCCAAGUAACUGCAGCUGUCUGACUUUCCUUAUCAAAGAACAUGAAAAUGCAAAUAUCACAAAAGCACUUCCACCAGGAACUUCCCAGUCCCCCUUAGACCUGAGGAUUAGCAUCAGCACCUUCUGCAGAGCUUUCCCCUUUCACCUGAUGUUUGAUCCAAACAUGCUAGUUCUCCAGCUUGGAGAAGGUCUUAGGAAGCAGCUCAGAUGUGACACUCAUAAAACUCUGAAAUUCCAAGACUGCUUUGACAUAGUUUCUCCUAAGAUCAGUGCCACAUUUGAACGAGUUCUCCUGAGAUUAUCUACUCCCUUUGUAAUUCGGACCAAACUUGAGGAUUCUGGCUCUGAAAAUAAAGAUAAGGUGAUGGAAAUUAAAGGACAAAUGAUUCAUGUGCCAGAAUCAAAUUCAAUUUUGUUUCUGGGUUCCCCCUGUGUGGACAAGCUGGAUGAACUGAUGGGCCGAGGCCUCCAUCUUUCAGACAUACCUAUUCAUGACGCUACUCGUGAUGUCAUACUGGUUGGGGAGCAGGCAAAGGCCCAGGAUGGCUUGAAGAAACGAAUGGAUAAGCUGAAGGCAACACUAGAAUGCACUCACCAAGCCCUGGAAGAGGAGAAAAAGAAAACAGUAGAUCUCCUUAUUUCUAUUUUCCCUGAAGAAGUGGCUCAGCAGUUGUGGCAGGGGCAGCAGGUUCAGGCCAGGAAGUUUGAUGAUGUCACCAUGCUCUUCUCGGACAUUGUUGGAUUCACUGCCAUCUGUGCGCAGUGCACACCCAUGCAGGUCAUCAGCAUGCUGAAUGAACUCUACACGCGGUUUGACCAUCAGUGUGGAUUCCUGGACAUCUACAAGGUGGAAACAAUAGGUGAUGCAUACUGUGUUGCAGCAGGGCUCCAUAAGAAAAGCCUUAGUCAUGCUAAAGCCAUUGCCCUGAUGGCACUGAAGAUGAUGGAGCUUUCAGAAGAGGUUCUCACUCCAGAUGGGAGCCCUAUCAAGAUGAGGAUAGGCAUUCACUCAGGAUCGGUGCUGGCUGGCGUCGUUGGUGUAAGAAUGCCACGUUAUUGUCUCUUCGGGAACAAUGUCACCCUUGCAAGCAAGUUCGAGUCAGGAAGUCACCCACGCCGCAUCAAUGUCAGUCCAACCACAUACCAGCUGUUGAAAAAGGAAGAACAUUUUAUUUUUAUCCCUCGUUCCCGUGAAGAGCUUCCAGAAAACUUUCCAAAGGAAAUUCCUGGGAUCUGUUACUUCCUCGAGGUCAGAAGUGGUCAGAAGCCACCAAAACCCUCCAUCACAUCUGCCAGAGUGAGAAAGGUUUCUUAUAACAUUGGCACCAUGUUCCUCCGGGAGACUAGCCUAUGAGGCCUGCUGCAGAUCAAAGACUUGUCAAAAAAGCACAAGCCCAGAACUGGGUCAUGACAGGGGAGUUGGAGGUUCUUUCUAUUUUGCUGCUUUGUUCUGAACAAGCAGUAAAAGCUCCGUGUAAUGUCAGGCAAUAAUCAUUUUUAAAGAUGGGUGACUGGUGUCAGUAAACAAAGUGGAGAUAGGGAAAAAAAAAAUUAAACAAUGUACUUCCACUUCCAGAGGAAUUUCUUUCAUAAACUUCAGUCUGGCCCCUCUAUGGCAAACAAAAAAAAAAAAAUCCCAACUCUCAAAUUAGAGGUUGGUAUUGUUUUGUGCAGAAAGGAUGAUGGUUCUCUGUAGAUUUGCACCAGCUAAGCAGAAUUGAGAGUCAGUUCUGAUUAUGCAUUCCUACAUUUAAUGUGUUCUUCAGUAAGGUAAUGAUGUUUUUUAACUUUAUGAAAAAAACAUUUCAUACAUAUACUGUAGACCUGUUGUAACCUUCCUGGCAGGAGGAAUUAUAAUUCAAUACAAAUAUUGUAGGAAUUUUACCUAUUUUUAUACAUAUUUCACUUUCUGGAUAAUUACAUUCCACAUACUGUAAGCUGAGUGAGCUUAGAUAGCUUUUCAGAAGAAGCUACUGUAUAUUUCAUACAUUCUACCUAUCAGACCUUAUUGUUAUACAAGUGGGAAAAAGUCAUUUUUUGACUUUUUUGGCAACAAAAAUAUUGAUAUUUUACAGUAAGAAACACUUUGGUAAAUCUCUUUACCUGAUGUUUAUGCUAAAGCUUUAGAUGAGCAUUGACUUGCUUAUAUAAAAUAAUGUUCAGUAUUUGUCCUACAGUGCUGUAUGUCCAGUCCUUCCAGGACAAUGCAGACAAAGUUUAGAAUGUAUUGGCAAACAGAGAAGUUCUGUUCAGUGGGGCUUGCUUCCCACAAAAUUAUCAUCCAAAGUGAUUUUUGGUAGAAGUCCUGGGCGUUUUUAAAAAAUUUGAUCUUGUCAAAAUGUAUUCUGAGGAACUCCAGCAGGUGCUGGAAGCUCUCUGGAGAGUGGUUUUCCACAUAUUUUUAAUAGGACUUGUGCUCCUACUCCAGUUCUAUUAUUGAAAAUCCUAUCUGCUAUUAAUGAUUAUUCAUCUGGAAAUUUCCUCUAUUGCUGGAUUGGUUGAAAGGUCCCCUGCUUUAUCUAAUGUAGAUGAAAAAAACACUGAAAAGGGAAAGACAAUACUUUCCCAGGUUUAAUGCAAAUGGAAGCUCAAGAUCUGGAUGAGCACAUGUCAUUUUUUUUUUUUUAAAAAAAAAGGCUAAUUCUUAGCUGUUGAAAAUUAUUAUAUCUUCAUUGUCUUCGAUGAAUCCAAUUGAAACAAGAUGGUUAUCUGUCCCCUAAUAAGCACAUUUUGGGGCAUUGUUUAUUUCUCAGGUUUUCCUUUUCAAAAAUAAUGGCAGUCAGUUUACCUCUGCAGGUGUACCUCUGUUAGGGUGGUACUGAAGCAGGCUGAUGUUCUGCUGUUGCAGAUUGUUAGUUAACACUUGUGCAGUGAUUCCAGAGUGGCUUAGCUGUGUGUGGGCCUGAUCAAGGCUCACUGAAAUCAAAGAUAAGACUCUCAACAGUGCUAGAAAGCAUGAGAAGCUCUGUAUUUCUGUAAUCCAGACCAGAAAUUAGAGUUUACUUAUGGGUUUAGUAGUCAUAAAUUGAGGUGGCUUUUUGAAAAUAAGUAAAUAACUUUCACCGCAUGGAAGGAAUGACAGUGCUGUAUUUCUUCCCUUUGAUCAGUAGCUCAUGUUAGAGUGGGAACAAGUCAGCAUGGCAGCACUAGGCCGUGCUGAACAUGUUUCAGGCUUCCUUUCCAUGAAGCCUUUCUGGGUGAGAAAGGACUAUCUUGAACCUAUACAGAAUUUAGAGGACAUCUGAACUUACUAUGCAGGGGUGUUUUUCUUCUUGCUUGAAGAGGAUAGAUGCAUGGGAAUUAGCCCAGAAACUUACUUAAAUGGAAAUUCCCUCACUUUCUAGAGGAACACUGAUGUUAUUCUUCCAUUGAUAUUAGAGCAUCCUUGGGAUUGGAGGAGUUAAUCUUUUAUCUACCCUGAUAAACAGCAUCUGCAGCUCUAUGGCCUAUCUGAAAAAUGACUUAAAAAACUUGAAGUUAAGAAUUUCCAUCCAGACUACAGAUCUGAGAUUUUUUUGCAUAGGACAACAAGGUUUAGCCUAUAGCCAUUAGUUUGCACAUAUACAGGAUGUAGCAUGCUUUUUUUUUCCCUGGGAACACCAGCGAGACAUGCAAGGAUCAUAGAAGAACAAAGUUCAUGUUUCACCACUGAAGAGGAACACCACGUCCUAGCUAACAAAGCUUGGUUUUGAUGUCAUUACCUAGUUUCCUAGAGUGAAAAUUUUUCAGAUAACUAUCAAUAGGUUAAGAAUUCAUUCUGACUUCACUGGCACAUCCUCAUUGUUCAGUAGAUGCUGAUGUCAGAGUACAAAUCUCUCUAGCCAAACUCUUUUCUCACCACCCAUAGUCCUGUGUAAAGAGAACAAUUGUAGAGGUUCAGACCAAGAGCUUGUAACUCAAUAACUUCUCUCUCACCGUUGUUGAUAGGGAAUGUCUAAAUUAAUUCUGUGGCUGAUCUUCGUAGAUCUCUGGUAGUAUUUUCAUGAGAAAUGAUGGAUAAAUGAUAAUUCUACUAGCAAAUUGGAGAAGCAAUCUAAAAAAAUUUGUAUUACCAUCCUCAUCUUCUCAGAGACUGUUUAUUCUAUAAGGAAAUUUAUAAUUGUAGAGAUCAGUGCAAAACCUGAAAAAUAGUGUCGGCAUCACCAUGGAGACAAUGACAAUGUUUGCAAAUAAAUCAUCUAGCUCCCCAAAUUAGAAUAGAUUUACUGGAUAAGAAUGUAUAGUCUUUGCUUUUUAUAAGCUUACGUAAAGGUAACACAUCCAGAACUUCAGCACUGAUGCAAAGUAUUGUGUUAUUGGUUUCUGUGUUAUGACAAGGGAAGUUAAUAAAAAAAGUGUAGGGACAUUUUUCUGUCUCAGUGUGAGGAAAAUGUAAAAUGAAAUCUCAGCACUCUUUAACUUAGUAGUUGCAUCUGUGGCCUUCAGUAUUAGGUUGCAAGUCUGUUAUGUUGGACACCUUUGUGACGUGAAAUGAAAAUUAUUAUCAAGGUUGAUGCUCUGAAGUCAAUUAGAUGGUAGCCAGACUCAACAUUUCCUUAACUCUUUUAGUAAUAGGGAAAAUGGUCUUAUUUGCCUGGCAUUGUCUUCAUAAAUGAAAAGGUUCUCAAGAGUUUUUAUACCUUGGGAUGAUAAGGUGACAAAGUGGAUACAGAAAUCACAUACUAUAGAUGGAAUUUUCUUCUAAUAUUUUCCUUCUUAUAAAACAGAUGAACUUUUGUUCCUCUGAUUAAGAAUUUACAUGCCUGUGUUUCUUCACAUAGCUGCAAGUAGCAACAUCUGCUGUCUUUGAGUUUCUGUACAAAACAAAUCCGUCCUCUCUGAAGAUAGAGGGAGGAGAUCUACUGUAUAUUGCCUGUACAAGGCAGAGGAAGGAUGAUGGGAAGACCAUACCUGGAGUCAUUGGUUUCUCUGAUGCUUACUUGUUCCAUGCAGCUUCCCUCUACUCCAUUGUCAGAGGGACCAGAGACCAUGGACUGACCACAGAGGUGGACCCAGUGGCCAACUACUUGUACAAAAGUCAUGAAGCCUAAGUAAACAAAGGCAACAGUCAUUCCCCCCAGAGUGCUUUUUACAACUCUUGUGUCAGAUUUUUCUAUCUGUUUGAAGGUCCCCAUCACACAGACUCCUCUGUGAUGCAGUGCAUAGAGAUCAGGAACUCAGAGAAGGAAGGAAAUGGUGAUGGAAGUGGUAGAAUGGUGGACAAAUUUUGUUCUGCAUCACUCUGAUAAUAUCUUCCAUUCAAAGACAAAAGCCUUUGCAUGGGAGAAUUGCUUCUAACCCAGGGCUCUCAAAGUGUGGGUUUUUGCAAGGUCCCACAGGAUAUUUCUUUUCCAAUUCCAAAGAGCCAAUAGCCAUUAACUGGUUGUGGUUUUGGCUUCACUGCGCAUUCCCACAUCCAGUUUCAGAUCUGAGUCUGUUUGGAAAGACGUUUUGGAGCCUGGAAACAUGCCUGUACAAACAGAAAACCAAAGCUUUUGAAACCUUGGAAAUCUUGUAUGGGAAUUGCCUAUUCCGAGAACUAAAUCCUUGUAGUUGAGCCAUUAGCAGGUCCUACUUCAGUUCAUGUGUGUUCAUAUGCCAUUUCACAAUGCUAUCUCCUCCUGUGCCUACGGUGUUCCCUACCAAGCCCAACAGCAGUAUCAUGUAUAUAACCACUUUUUAUAUGUUUUCUAUUAACAUCCCUUUUUCAUUUUUUUCUGUAUAAAGCAAGCAGUGCAGAACCAUAACAUGUUGCAUGCAUUUAGAAGUAUCAACACUGCACCGAGGCUUAAACUCUGCUAACUAAUUUCACAUUGUGCAUUUCUUCCUAUGAAUAGAUCCUUCUCCCAGAUGAUUUAAAAAUUAAUGGGGGAAAAAAAAAACCCCAAAACCCAAAAACAACCAAACACCCCAAACUGCUGUGUUGAAUUGCAAAUGAGUAUGAAACCUGCAUCAGUUGUCGGGGCAAGUUUAACUGCUGGACAGCUUUCAGAUUCUUCGGCUGCCGUAAGCUGUCACACUUGCAUGCUUUAUGCAAACUGUCCUGCCAAGAAGUCUGCAAUCCUACAGCAAGCAGCAUAGCAAAUUUAUGUAAUUUUUUGGGGUUUCCUCUUUCAGUCUCUGGCCACUACCUCACCUCUGCUGAGUUCUUAGAGCUCACUGAGGAGAGCUAAUUCCCUGUCCUAGUGCAGUCUCAGAGCUUCUGCCUUCAUUUUUGGGUUCUGGUGAUCUUUUCCAAAAUUAUGUAUGUGUAAUAUCAGAAACAGCAACAUGCUUAAAUUAGCAACAAAACAAGAAGCAUAAAAAGGCUUGUCAAACUCAGAAAUGGUUCGUUCCCUUCCUUCAAGGUAUUACACUAUUCGUAGCACUUUACUGGCAUUGGGGGUGCCAGUGACAGUAGAGGCUGUGGAUGAACUGAAGAUGCUGAGUGUGCAGGAGACACAACAGACAGGAGUUGAUCAGUUCCUGCUACUGUUCAUAAUUCCAUCACCUUGCAUUUAUUUCCUGCUCUUGGUCAGGCUUCUGCUUUUCAAAUGACCUUCACUUUUCUUCCCAUAGCAUCCUGUAUGUGACACAGAUAGUGAAUAAUUCCAAUAAUACUGUUCAUAUGAGCACCUGUUGUUGACAUGGCUUUUACAAGAGUAACUGGGAUUAAAAAAAGGGCUGAUCUUACUCUUCUUUGCAGUAAAGACAAAACUGCUACAGUGACAUGGCAGGCACUCACAUCCUUAGAAAAGAAGGAGACUGCAGUGCAAGUUCUAAUUGGUGGAUUUGGGUAGAGAAGUCAGUACAUUAAUAGUCCAUGGCAUGUUUUUAACUUUCCCAAGCAUUAAAUUUAUCAGUGCAGCUAGGAGUUACUCCUUAACAAUGUUAUUAAUUUGCAAUGCAUGAGCAGCCAUACAACAAAAAUCUGUAAACUGUUUAACCUCAUAUACAUGAUUGAUCUUUUAUGUCUUGGCUAUUAAUCAUGCAUGAAAGCAAGCAAAAGAGUGAAACUGGGGAGCAUAACAGUUCAGUCACAGGCAAUAGAUCAUUCACCUCUGCAGAUGCUUACUUGUUCCUCUGGUUUAGAAAGGUUGACCUCCAGUUAUCUGUGGUCCAGGUUAGUAUCACUGUGUCACUAUAGCAACAAAAUGGCCUCUGAAAAACAGCAUGAGGCAUCUCAGUCUCCGUCCCUGUGGGCUGCGGUUCACAUUAGAGAGGCCAAUACAUUGAGUGAUGCAAAGUGGCACCUUUGCUGGCAGCCUUAACAAAAGGGUAAGUGGAGGCAGAUGUUAAACCAGCUGUUUGCUCCUGGGAUUUAAUUUCUAAAGGCAGAGUGAGGCUGAACAUAUUUUAUUUUGGGCAAAAAAAAGAAGACGCAGGAUUUCAGAAAACUAAGUGUCUUCCCUGCUUUGUGGCUUUUCCCUGCCUUAUGGCUAACAGGGAGACAACAGAGUGAAAGGGCGUCAAGAGGGACACUGCCUCUGCUGCAGCAGUGCUCACUUCUGCCUUCAGCUCUCUGGCGCACUUUGGCUUUAGCAUUCCAAGAAUCAAGUUUCCUCUGAAGACUGGGGGGCAAGUAAGUGCUUCAGGCACUUGUCCCCUCUGCUGUAGACACAGCAUGAGGCUGCCUAAAUUCCCGAGUGUUUUCCUCAGUGACCUUUUCUCAGUGACCACAGAUGGCAAACUUAGACUAGACAUCUACUUUUAAGAUGACCAAGAUAAGUGAGAUUGAUCCCACUGAAUUAAGCUCUUCCCAGCCCAAGUGUUGUGUCUCAAAUCUUGUAGUCUUGCUACUUUUCAGAGUUUUGCAUUGGCCAAAAUAAAUUGGAUCCAACUAAGUUGCACAGGGAUAGACAAGCACAUUUCACAAUAAAUAAAGGUUUGGUACAGUAGCCAUGGUGACUGUCAAGAAUGGGCACUACUGUAGUUCUGGAAAUCUCUUCCUUCUGAUGUCUGAACCCUUUACAUAUGGUAACAGCACUGCCAAUCACAACUCCUGGAUGCCGUUAGGACUGUGAUUUAGAACAGAUUUUGAGCUUUGAGGUCCUAGAACAAUUAUGCAAAACCUUUGUGCCACCUUCACCUGAACUAUAUGCCAGAAUGCCUACAUAAGCCUUUGUUAGUUAUCCUGUAGUAAAGAUGGUAAGAAAAUACAUAAAUUCUAAACAGCAGAAAGAUAGUUGCCAGUUUAUCAGUAAUGUACAUUUUUAAUGUUUUGGUGAAUUUGUAGGCCCAAAAUUAACUUUCCGUUAGCAGAAGGUCUCACAUUGAACUAUUUGUUUUCUAGAUAAUUAUUCCCUAGCAGUACUCCCUAAAGACUACUCUUGAAGCAAUAAGUAAAGCCAUGCUAGUGUGUUCUGCGUAGAAUCUUGUACACCACCUGUCAUCUUAAGAAACUGCCUUUUAGCAGAACAUUAAAUGGCAAAAUAACACCCUGUCAUCUAUUGUUUGUCCUUCCAUCCUCUUCCCCAUAGGAGAAGAGUAUGCAGUGAAACAAUUUGAUUUUGUCAGGUGUUGUCUUUUUGUCAGUUUUAUAAAAAUGCAUGUUGCUGCUUACUUAAAUAUGGAAGAGCAAAACCAGAACUAGAGACCAGAAUUAGAAAAGAGUUUUAGUUGUAAACAGAGUAUUUAAAAGACUGCCCACUGAGUAAGACUAGUCUCCCAUCCUAGAACAACAGUACCAGUAACAUAUGUAAGAUAUACCCAGGAAUUAUAAAUAUGAGCAAUAAAACAGGCAGGUAUAUAUAAUGCAUAAUUUCUGCUUUAUACACAACAGUGAAUAGGUGCUAAAAUGGAUUAAUACCCAGAGGUGAGGAAUACUGUUUAAUCCAUUUCAGCAUUUCUUUAUUACCAGUAUACCUCUAAGGUAUUAUAUUUUCUUUCCCUAAUGAAACUGGAACAUACAGUUAAAUCAGUAUCAGAGUUUAUGAACUUAUUGCAGAAGAACAUGGCUAGGAAAAAAUAACUAUCAAGGAGAGUUUUUUUUAUAAAGUGAGCCAUUGCUUGAGGGAACAGAUCAUAUGGAAAAGAGAAAAGAGGUGCAGACAGGUAUAUUUAUUUUAAAAGUUUCUAUGACAUUUCAGAUUGUUGAAAUCAUUCUGAAACUAUGCUUAAGCUCUACAGGUUCAGGGUAUUUGGUUAUUUACAUUUACUAAGAAGGAAGAUGUAAAAUUUUCAAACUUCACAAUCCCAUUUUCUCUGCUUAAACACAACCUCUUUCUGAACAUUGAACCUGACUUUGCUGAAUGAUUCUGAGGUUCUGAAUGACUAAAUAAGUUUUGGAAAUGCAGGUUAUAAAUCCAUAUGAUUUAUGUUCCUUUGAAAUUAUGUUCAUAAUCAUGUAUGAAAGCAAAUUCUAAAUAUCCAACCGGCAGUAAAGGUGCAUUUUCCUAGAGCUAAUGUCUGCUGGAUGAUGAAAUAUGGACUUGUUUCUUAUCUGUGCAGUUUUUUACACCUUUUUUUGAGGUGGUGCUUCCAGAUGUGUUUCUGUUAGUGCAUCAAUGUCCUAUCUUCACUGGAGAUGAGGCUUGUUACCCGCCUUUACAAUAUUCUGAGGAAUCCUAAGGAAUAAAACACUGCCCAGCCAACUCCAGACAAUUUAGCUCAUCUACUGAGGUAGUGUCAAGCUGAGUCUAAGAUUUACUUUCUCAUUACACCUUUAUGUGUUUGCCAGUGUUUAAGCGUGUAAACAUUCCUCUCCAGAAACUUCUCACAGGUCCUGCAAGUGUAGAGGUAAGAGGCUAACAGAGAGAAAGCAUCUGAAGAAAGUGAAGUAUGUGUGUGAGAAAGAGCUGCUGCACAUAGACGUGCUGCUGAUUCUCAGCUUUCAUGUAUUUGGAAGCUGGGUGACCCAGAGAGUAUUCUGGGUAUGAUGCAAAAUGCAAAAAAGUGCUGUACAUAAUGUCAUAAACUCUCAAGGCAUUAGGGUGAAUUUUAAAGUCCACAGUCCUUAGAGUUUUAGUGGAAUUGCAUGAGAAGUGCACUGUUUUCAGAGGAGGAAAAGUUGCUUUGUAUUUUUAAUGAGAGUUGAAUCUCUAGUUGCAGAGAAAAAUUGUGGGGGAAAAAGAAAGUCUAGUAAUUCUAAAUGCAAAAUGCAAAGACGAAUGUCCCAUUUUUUUGUAUCAUUUGACUUUUCUGGAGGUAGGACUCAGAAUCCCUCUAUGGGUUUUGAUACUGAAUGCAAAAUUAGAUGUGAAACAGUACAAAUGAGGUACUUUGCCAACUGGUAGAAAUUUGGAGGUGACAGUAAGAAUGUCUUUCGAAAAGUGUGUAGCAAUAUGGUACUUAAAUGUUAGCACUUUAAAAAAACAGAUGCUCUUCUGCUUUGUAAAUAAAUAUUGUUUCGGGAUUCCUAAACUGAAAGAAAACUUGGAAAGCUGCUGUACCAUAGCAAAAAGAUACAAAGUCUAUGACAUAAUCUACAGUUCACACCAUUCCUUCAGAAACAGUCCUAUAUGUGGAUUUUUGAAAAGUACAUUCAACCAACAGUACUUUAUAGUUAAUUUCAAAGAGAGCAGUGUUUCACCAACCACCUUCUGCAGACAUGCCAAGCAGAUCGUGUUAGGUAAGGCCUAGACGUUAACUUAGCUGGUUUAGCAUGUAUUUGGGGAGACUUUUUGCUUCCCAAAGCAAAGCUUUAAAUGCACUUCCUAAUGUGUGUCAGCAUUGUGCCUUUUACUGAAGUCUAAACAAAGCCCAAUCCAGAUAAAGUUCCCACCCCAAUACACGCCAUUUAUACUGCCUUGCUAGAAAAUUAGUACUUCACUAAGUUGCAGUGAUUAAUGUUUUUGAUGCUGGAAUAUUGCUUAGUAUUCUUAUGUCUCACCCUGCCCAGGUUGUGCUGGGUCCCAUUAUGUCUGGAGCACCAAGGUUUUGGGGAAUUGCUGUAAGAUUGAGUGAAAUGAAGCUAACCUACAUUUAGGUAUUUAAAAAUUGUCUGGUCUGAGCUAGUCAGGUCGGCUCCCUCUACUGUCAGUGCAGACAUUCUGGCAUCUCAAGGAAUGAUCAUUCCUGCAGAAAGUGUUAAGGAUGAGGUAAACCACUGCCUUAGAUGUGCUCUUCUCUCUCUCCCCAGUGACUACAGUGUGGAGGUCUAGUUCUGAUAAGCUGCAAUACUGUAGGUGAGUUGGAUUCCACUGCUGGUAAGAAUGAGAGGAUAUAAUAGGAUAGAACAGCAUACAUACACAGAAAGUCACCAGGGGCAAGGGUCAGGCUCCAACCACAGAUUCAAAGGGUUAUGGUGGUAAAAUCAUUAAUAUUUGAGUGGUCUGGCUAGGAAGUUUAUCCUGAUUAAAGGAACAUUCCUUUCAACUAAAAGCUAACAAUCUGUGAUUGUUUCCAACUCCUCACUUCUGUCUAAGGUAAUACUGGUGUGCCACUCUUUUAGGCUCCACCAAGAGCCAUCUCUCCAUAUUGUCCUGUUAUUUACUGCUUGAUUCCUUCUCAGAAUAGUGGCAGUUAGCAAGGUACUUAAGGAGUCCGUUGGUUCCCAGGAAUGCAUAUCUGGUUUUCUUAACAUUGAAAUGAUUGUCCUGAAACAAUAUCGUCUCUGCAGUCACUUGGGAAAGAACCGGGGGAACAGAGGGGAAGAUGCUGGCUGAAUGCUCUCUCACUACGAUAAGCUACUAAAGCUUCUGUCUGACCUGUCCUAAAUUGCGCUUGUGUUGUUAUGCACUUGGAGUACCCAGUUUCUCUGACAGGAUCUCGGGUCAGGCUCUGAACCGCGAGGCGAGCGGGAAGGACCGGGGCUGCCACUCUGCUAUACUGCUCCCAUACGUCUCUCUUCUGUUUGAAAUUGCUACUCUGAUCCUUAGGCAUCUGUGGCAAUUUUCACUGCAGUCGUGGUUAGGGAGGCUGUGGGAAAGUACUUCUUGGGAAGAAGCAAUAGUAUGCAGUCCUCCACUCUAUGAACUGUCACUCUCUCCAGAGAAAAGGAAUUAGAAAUAGUAUUGUCCUCAAGAGCUAAGAAAACUUGCAGAUUUUCCAUGUACAGUAAACAGUUUCUGUAAUUACCAAGAAAACAAAACAGAGAGGCAGAAUUGUGCAGCAGGGGCAUCCCGUCUCACACACACUGCUGUGAUAAUGAAAUCCAAACCCUGUGGUAUUGCAGGCACAUUAUUCUCACUUGCUUUAAAGGUCAGCUAAGAAGCUAAUUUCUCAAAUGGGCUCAUAGCUCUGAGACAAUGUAACUAGUCAUUUCUUCCAACAAAUUGCAGUUGUCAGAGAAACUGGAUUAGUAGCUCAUGGACCUAAAAAUAGAUAAUAUACACUUGCCAGAAAAGGAUGAAUGCAAUAACAGAGGUGAAGGUAUAUCAAAAUAUCAUAACAUCUGGAGAAAAAAAAAAAAAAAAACAACAAAAAAAUGCUCAACUCAAAGCAAGUUACCAAUGAAAUCACAUUAAAAAUAAUCUGAGUCACCAACUGGAAGAAUGGCAGGGUUUAGCCUUGCUUCUGGUUUAUUCACCUUCCAGAUCCAGCUCGUUGUUGCUGCUUUAGCAGCUGAAUCAGUUUGUCCACAGUCCUUUCAAAGUCACGUACAUCAGGUUAGGCAGUGAAAGUCAUUAUGUUAAAGCCAUUAUUUGAAUACUGAAAAAAAAGAGACUUUAGCUUAACAUUUUUAUCUUCUUUGUGUGUGUGUGUGAGAUAAUUUAUUGCUAAACUUAUUCAUCUGAAAAAUAAAAACUAAACUCCCAAAGCCCAAAUCUAAUAACAGAGCUACAGUGAAAGCAACUUUCCAAACCUCAGCAUAUCUUUACUAAAAAGUGGAUAAUUAUUUUUCAUUGCAUCAAACAUUUGCAUUUUAAAGAAUUCUUUUUUAUGCUGUGAUUUUGCAAAUUUGUAUUGCUACUUGCCUGGACUUAAAAAAAACAAACCAAAAAAACCCACUUCUUUAUUUUUCAUUCUUUCAGUUACUUAGUUUCUGUAGCAGAGCAAUUCAGCUGUACUGUGUAUGACCCUGAAAGAGCAGCAGUCCACUGCAGACAGGGAGCCUCAGCCUGUCUGGUCAAGGUGAAAAGUUCUGGAAGGUUAGGUCUCACAUGAAGACAGGGCUGGCAGUAGUUGCAUGCAGUUUGUACUGACUUAAGUAAUUCCUUUUACUUCUGUAUUCGGAAGCAGACCUACGUAUAGCUCAGGAAUAACCUUCACCACUUCCUUUGGAAAUUCUUUCUGUAGCAUUUGUCUUUUCUGCACACCUUUUAUACAAUCUUUGCAUUGCAGAUCUGAGGCACUGACAGGUGUAGGGUAAAAAUAAUAACUUAUAUCAGCAAAUCAAAUCACUGUGAAAAAUAUUUGUAUUUAUAGUCAUUGUCUUUCAGAUAUCCUAUAAGCUGAAGUCCUUUUGCAAAUUCUGUUUUUGCAGAAGCCUUUGGUCAUCAUUUGAUUUUAGGUUUUAAUUAGUAUCAAUACCAUUUAUCUGGCAUUCACUGUAUACUGUUAUUAUUGCAGGGUUAAUGUUCAGUUGUGAAAUAGAAAUGUCAGGAUAAUCAGCAUCAGGAGUUAUAUGCAUACAUCUUCAGCAAGAGGCACAGUCAUCAUCAUCCUUUUAGUUGUUAAAACUCACUUACAUUAGAGUCCAGAGAUUAAUAACACAGGAUUUUUUCAGCUGAAUAUUGUAAGAGAACUAAUACUUUUUUUUCUGAACAUGGUGGUCUCCACUACUAGGACUGACUUUACAUUCCUUCUUGAUUUGAUUUUAACCUUUCCCAGUUUACUAAAAUUCUGCAGUUGCCCUUUGCAGGAUUCCAUAGUGUUUUGAAAAGGCUGUGUAUAGUCUGCUUGUGCAAUCCACUCACGCAACACAAAUGUUAAGCUGUUUGAGAUGACUAUCCUGGAGAGUCCAACCAAUGUUUCACAGCCGCAAAUAAUCCCUUUAUUCCUUUUACCACUUUGCUCUGCCCCUAUGGCCAACUUUAGAGGAGGAACUGAAUGCUAAAAAAUCUUCUGGAGGUAUAUAUUUGUGGGAUAAAUGCAUGAUUAGGAGAAACUUUUGAAAAACAAACUAGUGUUAUUGGCAUGAACUUCACAGCUUGAGCCCAUCAGGUCAUAGUUCAGUCUCUUCCCAAAGCCUUUGAGAACAAAUUGAACUUUGCAUGCAAUAUCUCUCCUGGAAGAACUAAUAACAAUUUUCCAGUUGUCUGUCACUGUGAUCCUGACUCUCCCAUCUAAUGGAAAACCCAUGAAAUUUGUGAAACCAUGAAUGGAAAAUCUCAUCCUUCUGAUACUUGUUUAAACCUUUCUUCCAGGAGCCUGCUGCAGCCCUGAAAUUGGUGAUUUAGCUGGCAAUUUUUUAAAGCCUAUCUUUAUUUCCUCUGCAGGUAACUCUAGAGGAUGAUUAAUCUUUGAUGCCUUAGAGUUGUAUCUUUCAACUUUUCCCUUUAAUUUCAGUGUUGCCAAAGUAAAAUCUGAGGGCUAAUUCCUGUCUAAGAUGGUCACAAACAGCUCCAAUAACAGGGCCAGACAUAUGUGAAGGUAAGUUGUAGGUGUGAGUAAAAAUCUUGGAUUGUUGUAGGAAGAUGGGUGUUCACCGGAGUUCACGAUGACACAGUUUUGGGAGUGGGAAUUUUUAGUAGGAGUUAUGAGCCACAUAUUGGUUGUCUGUUUCUUAAUGAGCGCAGAACAAAGGGAAGGAGCUGUUCAGUGCAGUGCAGUUUUAAUUUCAGCUUUAUGAAUGCUGAGAAUUGCUGCUUUUCUUGUUUCAAAUUUCUCUAUUUUGCAAGCUGGGUAAAAAUAUCUGGUACUCCUAAAAUGUUAAGAAUGACCACAUCAAAGUCUGCACUCUUGUCAAAAUGAACCAAUCUCCCCAGGUGCAAAUGCUUUUUGUGUAAUUCUGUAAUACUGUUUUAGUGUGUCCUAUAAAGCUUCUCUGAAGAGUCUUGUACAAGCAUUCUGCACUAACAAGAUUACAACCUUGCACUGCCAACGACGGAUGCUUACCAUUAAAAUAAUACUAGAUGCCAUUAAAUAAUACUAGAGCUCUGUAAGUGUUUAAAGCACUGUGAUGUUUGUGAACUGAAACAGUUUGUAUAAAAUUUCUUACAGAUACAAGGAUAAUCUAAUUAAUGACAAUAUUUCCAUUUUAGUAAUAUGCAGAGGAGGUAAGGUGGUGUCCCUGGACGCUUCUAUCAACAUAAUGGUUAAGAGAUUAAUUUUAGUACUAUGUAAAUCUGAACAUUAUUUUAAAACAUCCGCAUGCAGACUACUGGGAAGGGAUGUGGCAGGUUAGUUUUACUGUGAACUAGCAUGGACAGAAAAGCUCAGCAAAGUAUAUAAGCCAAGGUCUUCCCACAUUGAAACCAAGGGAUUAUUUGCGAAAUCGAGUCUGGUAACUUGUCCUAGCUCUUCAGCAAAGGAAUCCACCUGCCAGUAGAAGCAGAGUCCAUACAAACUAUCUCAUGCUGCAUUUCAGGUUUUUUUAUUGGGAUUCUUGUGGCAGUCUUAGUGGUCUGGAAGUUACAGUAAGUACCUCUGGUUGAAAAUUACUAUUUCAGUUAUGAUUGCUUCCCCAAACCAACUGAAUUUAUUACUAACCAAAGACUUAUCUACUUGAAAACAAACCAGUAAAGUUUGGUUCUGUCAUUUAUGUCUUUGACUGCAAGCAGUUGAAGUGCAUAAUAUAUGUACUAACCAGGCCUGUGUUGUGUCAUUGAGCAAGUUAUUCAAGGCCACAGCACCAGUAUAACACAGCAGAAUUCAGUAUUAAUCCCUCUACGGGAAAAUGAGUCUAUGUAAUCAAUUGAUGUGCCAUAUGUGUAGGCCAUGGGAAAAUUGUGUGCAGUGAACUACAUACGGUCUUAAAAGCUUUAACAUUUGUACUGCUCUUCCGGUAACAGAAUGUGUAUCUUGAUAGCUGUGACCCUAUGAGCUUCUGAAAAAAAGUCUAAAGUUUAUUCUUCUUGUUUCAAAAUCACUGUUCUGUGAGUUACUGUUUACACAGGCCUCUGUACAGUAAGGAGUCUUACUCCAUGUGUUGCUGGGAAAUGGACAAGUAGAUGCUGGCUGUAAAUCUUGUAGAGAGAUCAGUUAAUGCCUUUUCUGAAUCUCAUCCUGAUAAGCCACUUCUUUUUUCUAGCAAAUACAAACAGUGCCAAUAGCCUGGGCCUUCUUUAGAAGAAACAAUUUGUUAAAUGGCCUUGUUCUGUUCAGCUUCUUCAUUUUCUCUUUCUGCCUCCUUUUGAGUAGGCGUUGGUGAUAAGAUUCUUGCAAAGUGUAACUGAGGGCAAAGAGUUUGCUUUUUUUACCCUUUUUCCAAAGCCACUGAAGGCCUCAAACAAGAAGAAGAAACUUUACAAAACGCAUGCAGGCAUGUUGUUAGCAGAUAGCAGAAGGAUAAAACAGCCUUCUAAGAGUACUCCAAAUUGUCUUCUAAUGGCAUGCCUACACUGCAUUGUGACUUGCCAUCUUGCUUUCAUAGUGUGACCUGCUAUAAUGGUGUUUGUUACAAUGAGGUCCUUUUAGUUUGUCCUGAAAGAUUUUACUUGUUUGUCACCAUAUUAGAAAAAUAAGGUACACUCUAUAAGAAAAGCAAUAUACAAUAUACUAUAUACAUCUUCUAUUUCAAUGCCUCUAGUUUUAGGCUAGUAUUCAUAUAAAUGUUUAUAAUCAAAAUAGGUUUUAUUGUUCUUCACCAGGACCAGGCAAAGAAGCUUUGCCUUGUCUGAAUACUAACAGUUGUCUAAAUACUAACAGUAACAUUUCUAUUCAAACUCUUUCCUCAUGCUUCUAGUUAACUUGUGGUGGGCUCCAUCCUACUCUAAUUCCACAUUAAUGCAUUUGAAAGGGAAGAGUAAUGAGCUAUUUCAGUGCGUGACCUUUGCACAGUACCUGAUUCAUAGAGAUAAAUAGAUCCAAAAUCUCAUUUGUAAGUUAUUAGUGAUCAGCAAAACAACAAAACGCCUUUGAAGUUCAGCUGAGUAAGUUCUGAAGAUCUUGCACUACUUACUCAGUUUCACAAAGUUUCUUGAGUCAUUGUAACAGAUAUUUGAUGAAGGCUUUGCCAUAGACACUGGCAUCAGUCUUCAUAAAAUAUUGUUCUAAUUUCUGCUUCCCAUUUUGUCUGGAAGUCUACUGUAAUGGAGAAAUUAUCUAGAUUUAAAAAAAAAUAAUUAUACAGGUUUCCUUCAAGACAGUUCUCACUUUACUUAACCUAGUCCUCUUGUAGGUAGCUCACAUGAAUUAAUUUUUGUCAUAUUAGUAACACAAUAUCCAGGAAAAAAAACUUUCUCCAGAGAAACUCCACUGAAAAACAUUUUAUUCCUGAUUGUGUACAGGAUACCUCUAUUUCAGAGCUAUAUCCCUGAAGAGGUUAUCAAAGAAGACAGAAUACUAAGACAAAUCCAGAAAUCUGACAGACAGGAAAUGUGUGUAUUUGUUUAAAAAAAGUGUUGCAGUAGGGAAGUUAUUAAGAUCUUAUUUUUUCAUUAAACUUUGCUGAUGCACAUAACAGUUGCUCACAAAAUACUUAUUUCGUCCCUCACAUUUUUUCAUUUGAAGCCGAUGUAGCUUCAAAGUAAAAAAUAGUUCCCUGGUUACUUUGUCUAAAUUACUUAGUACAAGCAGUCCAGCUGCCAAGUCCAUCCAGACUGACUUUCAUUGUCGCAAAUGUAGCUAAUUCACUGGAGGUCAUUGACAGAGCUUGGUUUUCUAAGCACUGCAAUAACAUGUUAUGAAAUGUACCGGUUCAGUUACACUGCCGGGUGCUCAAUAUACCAACCAGACUAUUAUUCUCCCAGCGUUCAAAAAUGCAAAAAAUGAAUUUAAGUCCAUGUCUUUGCAGUCAAGUUCUCGCAAUGUAGAGACUGCACCUGGUAGUAUGUUGCGGACUUGCUUUCCCAUGCAAGAGAGUAGCUGAUUUAUCUCUUCAGUGAUACCUUUUUUUGUCUGUUUGUCUGGAAUUUUUUGACAUGUCUUCAACCACGUCAAUAGCUUCAAUUGGGCUGCCUGAUGUCUGGAAAUCAUGGAUAAAAGGCCACACUAAGCAUGUGCAGAACAAUUCUGUAUCUCAGGUGAGAAGAGUUUAGUAUGGAUACGUUGGGUUUACUGCUAGGGGCAGACCAACUUUGCAAGUGCACUGGACUCAUCUCAUGCUGUAGAGUUGAUGUAUAUAGGCACAACGCAUGUUGACAUAUUGCUUGGCUAGCGCAGACACAUGGUCAUGCAUUUCAGUCUAGCAAAUCCUGAGGCAAAACAUGGAAGUUGCAGCAUUUGGAAUUUCAGAUGUUGGCAGGUGUAAAUGAUUUGUACCACUUACUCUCUCGUGUCAUGUAAAGUAUCUGGAACAGUAAGAAAAGAAGAAAAGAAAAAAGAAAAAAAAAAAGGAAGAGAAAUGAGGGGGAUUGUGAGGUAGAGCUCAUAUAUCAAACUUCAUGUUCUCUUAAAUCUCCUUCUUUGCCAUCGUCACAUGUGGAACUAACAUCAUUCAAAUACAGUGGUCAGCGCUGAUCAUCCAUCUCAUAGGAGUUGUAUCUGAGUUUCCAUAGGUAAAUUUUGUACUGAGUAGCUAUAAUACUGCCAUGGGGCCGGAGGUGACUGUCCUUUUUAAUAACCAUUGUUUAAAGUUUUGCUGCUGAAAUGGUCGAUACCCAAAUACACUGCUGGGACUUGGCAAGUAGGGUUCACUUUCCAGCAAGGUUUUGUGGUAAGAACUUGUUGUGAAUUGGGACUGAUCUGGGGCAGUCCUAAGUUGUCACAAGUAAAGCAGGUUGUUGCAGCACAGUUAAAACCUUGGUCAGUAGUGCCGUGCCAGAAACCCUGUGUUCUAAACCAUUGCAGGCUUCCUACCUCCUGAUAAUCCCUGCAAAGCAAAACCAUGUGACUCAUAUUAUACCAAAUAGGAGUCCUUGUUUGGGUUAAAAGUCUGCAAAGAGCAUUGAAACCAUAUCCUACACUCCUUGCUGUACAAAAAACAUCAGUGGUCUGAUUCUGCAAAAUGUUACGUUCGCUGGGUAAUGCUCAGUCUGUAAACAGAACCAUAAUCUGGCACGUUAGUGUGUAAUACAUUCUAUGUAGGAGCAAGACAGCACGUUCCCCUGACCUAUUUGGGUUUAAAGCUGAGUUACAUGGGCCAUUUAGGCUGCAGUCCAGCAUGUGCUCAGGAGAACAGGUAACUUAAAGGAUGCAGGAGCCUCGUGCAAAGUGUGCUUUGGCCAGGCUGCCUGCAAAGUUGUGAGCAAGGGUGGCGGUACUGCAGCCAUACCUCAUCGGGUAGUUGUAGAUGGGAGUCUCAUACCCAGUAUCUAAUGCAGCGUUUCAGAUAUCUAAGGACUUAUUUUUUCCAUACAUUCUACACAUGUUCCUACAUAUUUUAUGAAUCAGGUCUGUGAUCAAUGUCUUGAACAAUUUGUUUGCUGUGGUUUCAUGGGGUUAUGAUCUCUUUGGUUUGCAAUGUAAAUAAUAUUGUACAUCUGCUAUUUUAUGAUACAAAUGCCAUGUGAAUUGCUUAUUUUUAAAAUGUUAUAGCUCUGUUAUGGUUUAUUUACAAUGCCAUCUUACAGUAUUGGUUUAAUAUACAAUGUAUCUGUAUGGCAUGAAUUAAAUUGCUUAUAUUUUACUAUGUCACAUAUUUUAUUUUUGUUUUCUAAAAUGACUACAUUUCAUCCUAUGCAGUUUCAUAAAUGUUUCUUCAGUGGCUCAUUAUGUCUGGAAAUAUUGCUUCCUCUCCAGUAGUGCAGGCAUAAGAACCAGUAUUCCUGAUCAAAAUCAUCAGAUAUAUCAUCUAGCAAUUUCACAUUAGAAAUAUGUGUACAAAUAUGUAAGCAUUUAUAGUUAAUCAGAACAUCUACUAUAUCUUUCCUGCUAUUCAUGUAAUGAUAAAUUUUAAUCAUUUUGUAUACUUUUUAUUUCUAAUUAUUUGUGAGCCAUACACAGUGUAAAUAACAUGUUUCAGUAUGCAAGAUUUCUAGGUAUUCAAGGUUACAAAGAAGUUGAAUUUGUAUUGAAUUGAAAAGAAAUUGACGGUAGAUUGGAAUGACAUAAAAUAAAGUAGUGAUGACUAUGUUCUAUUUA